AUGAACAGGACAUCUAUCUUUGUGGCAUCGUCUGUUUUUGUGGCGUCUGCGUUCACUCUGUUUUGUUUCUCGAGACUAUUUCAAAGACCACAUGUUAAAAAAGUCUCGUUCAAGCCAUCAGUGCCUCGUUUCACAUUAGGCGAUACGUCACUCCCUAAAGUUAUCGAAUUCGACAAGGGAAAUUUAACGCUUGAUUUCUGUACAUCCAUCUGUACACUGAUCAAUAUAUCUGAUUAUGACACAAGACAAAGGCUUAUCAUCAGUCUUCAUCAAGCUUCAUCAUUUCGUCGGAACUUUGAUGUCAUUAGGGACUCUAAGUGCCUAGAACUCCUCCUAUCUCUCCUGGAUUCUACCUCAGGGACGUUAUCAGGACGCCAGCAAAACCUAAACAUUCUUCACGUUGUAAUGAACUUGGCGUGCGAUCAACAAAAUUUUCCAAUCAUAAAGGACUAUCUCGAUGAUAUUUUAUUAAUAGCAAAUGCAGUGGAAUACAGUGAUCAAGUAUGCGUUGCUCUUCAGGUCCUCGGUAAUAUAGCAUUAACUCCAGAUGGAUGCAAAUUGCUACGUAAUAAAUGUGGUUAUCUCUGUAAUAUGUUAAAAAUGCGCGAUCCAUACGUCCUACGAAAUCUACUAGUAGUUUUUGUGAAUCUGUCCUGUGACAUAGAUUGUUGUGGUGAAAUUCUUACACAGGAUCCUGAGGAAUUUAUGAGAACUUUGGAGUACUCAUUGUCUUCGAGUGCACCCAUAUCAGUUUCUCUAAAAAUGAUCGUUCUCCUCAAUAAUCUAUAUUCUCGGAUGAUACAGAAGCAAGAAACUUCACGGAAAUCAUCUGAUUCCUCACCCUCUUCAACGUCUAUAGCUAAUUCACUUAAGAAUAAUUGCACUCUAGUUAAAUCGUGGAUUAUGUUCUUGAUAUCUUCAUCAAAAGACCCGAGUGAACUCGAAUUUCAUUUGCAAAAGCUUGCAUCUUCUUUGGAAAAAGUGGAAAAUUUCAACGUUGAGUUAUGA
Schistosoma guineensis is the source of this 1008-nucleotide messenger RNA. The record is from the annotation of a GenBank genome assembly. Lineage: Eukaryota; Metazoa; Platyhelminthes; Trematoda; Strigeidida; Schistosomatidae.